Molecule: messenger RNA, 5584 nt
Organism: Menidia menidia (Atlantic silverside)
Lineage: Eukaryota; Metazoa; Chordata; Actinopteri; Atheriniformes; Atherinopsidae
Source: the annotation of a GenBank genome assembly
AAGUUUUAGGAGCAACCAUGUCAGCACUGAGUCUUGGUCCGAUAAGAUAAGAAUGGUGGUUGCACACAAUUGAAUCCAAUAUUGGCUUAAAGACCCAGCCAGCAGUGGAAUUGAUCCGUCAUGUGCCUCUGCCGGUUGAGGGUCACUCCACGUUGCGCAGAGCUGAGCUUGCACUGCACUGACCACCAUCCUGGAGCGGAGUCACGUCGCAUCCCACAUGCAGAGCGUCUCUAGGGACCCCUCCUGGAAGAGCUGGCAUAUAAAACCAGUCACUCGCCCCACCCGGACAAAGUGAGGUCCAGUCUGGUCCGACGCGCUCGUGUGGCGUUUUAUGGAUGCUUCAGCAAUUCAGCAUCCCACCAGUCCUGCCCAGCUCAGCGGAAUUCAGACAGUGCCACGGGACGGCUCAGAGAACGAAAUCUCCCCUCCUCGACCUGCCAUGGCGAACAGAGGGCCCAGUUACGGACUGAGCCGGGAGGUGCAGGAGAAGAUCGAGCAGAAGUACGACCCCGACCUGGAACAACGGCUAGUGGACUGGAUAGUUGCACAGUGUGGCGGGAACCUGGAGAAGCCACAACCAGGGAAGCAACAUUUUCAGAAAUGGCUUAUGGACGGAACAAUCCUGUGUAGACUCAUCAACAGCCUUUAUCCAAGGGGGAAAGAACCAAUCAAAAAGAUCCCAGAAACCCAGAUGGCCUUUAAACAAAUGGAGAAGAUUUCCCAGUUCCUGCAAGCAGCAGAAGCUUAUGGGGUGACAACCACUGACAUCUUUCAAACGGUGGACCUCUGGGAAGCAAAGGACCUGGCAGCAGUGCAAAGGACCCUGAUGGCUCUGGGGAGUUUGGCUGUCACAAAAGACGACGGCCAGUACAAAGGAGACCGGGAGUGGUUCCACAAGAAGGCUCAGGGCUACCGGCGAGAGUUUACUGAAGAGCAGCUGCGCCAAGGACAGAGUUUAAUCGGUCUGCAGAUGGGCAGCAACCGCGGGGCUUCUCAGUCCGGCAUGACAGGCUAUGCUUUGUCUUUUUACUUUUAUGCCAACAUGUUUGUUGAUAGGAAUCAGUUCAAAUUAAAGGCUGUGUUUGUGGAUAUCCUGGAAUACCAGGCGACCCUGGUCAUAAUGGCACACCGGGCAGAGAUGGUAGAGAUGGACUUAGGGGUGAGAAAGGUGAUCGAGGUGAAAUUGGCCUUGCUGGACCAGCAGGUAUUAACGGUCAUCAGGGUGAUAAAGGAGAUCCUGGUACCACUGGCCCCACAGGACCCAAAGGAAAAAGAGGAGAUGAUGGAGAGCGGGGUCUUCCUGGGAAAAUGGGUCCCCAAGGUGUCCAAGGCCCUAGUGGCCCUAAAGGAAGUAAAGGGGCACUUGGGCUACCUGGACCAGAAGGACCUAAAGGAGAUUUUGGGCCUCCUGGACCAGAAGGUCCAAAGGGAGAGAUUGGCCUCCGAGAGCAGCGAGGACCAGGCAGCAGGGGGCGCUGUGCUGCACCUGGAGGUGGGGGACAAGGUGUGGCUGCAGGUGCCUGGAGGAGAGCUGUUCAAUGGGCUCUUUGCUGAUGAAGAUGAUGAUACAACAUUCUGUGGGUUUAUCAUCUUUGGAUCGAGGAGAACAUCGGCGACUAUGAGCAAGGCACAACAAAAAGACAGGGUCCUGUCCACCAGUGCAGACCCUCUCCAGUGCGUCCACAGCACAAAAGCUGACCCUGUGAUCCAGAGUAGACCCCUCAGUGAUGUAUAUCCAUUUCAGAGCUACACCGACAGAAGUUCAGUCCCAUAUUUGCUGUCUGGAUGUGGUGCCCAGGUACAGCCGAUGAGUGCUGGUCCUCACUCUGAUGAGGGCAGAUUAAAUGGCAUCAACUCGUCUGCCUGGUCCAACCCAGUUAUAGCUCAAGCAGAAGGAAAGCCAUACCCUUCAAGAAUCAUGAGGCUUUUUUCAAACUCAAGGAAAGGCUCCGGUUCUCCUCACAGUCCCACGACUGACAGUCCGACCUCCACCCACGCUGAGGGUGACGGUGGCCCCCAGCCAUGGACGGGACUAUCUGGGCUGGGCGUUGUGGACUCCUUUAAAAAGCUGCGAUCAGCUGUGCUGCAGGGUAUUCAGAGCAAAGAGGCUGCUAACCACGAUGGACAUGGUGUUCCUUCACCUUUCCAGGAAACAGCUAAUGGCUCAGCUCUGAACAGUUCAGACGCUUUUGUAGAAAACCGUUUAAAGGCAGCAGAAGGAUGUAGUGUGUCAGGAAAUUUCAGAGGUCGAACGUUUGGUGCGAUCAGCCAGUAUAGCUCCGAUAUUGAAGAUUACGAGGAUGAGGAAAGCGACGGAGACGGUCUGACACGCAACUCGCGAUUAUCCAGAAGUAUCAGGAGAGCUUAUGGAGCAGGACGCAUCUCCUUACUUGACGUGGUGAAUGGGAGACAAGCCCGAAGAAACACAAAUGACAGUGCAGCUCCCACACAGAAACCAAGUCAGACUUCUGAGAUGGGCGUCCGGACAGAGAGCCUGGAGGAAAACACAAAUCUGACAGUUUUUAGAAAACGGAGCAAAAGCGCCGAAAACCUUCAUAUAUUUAAGGCACCUUUUAGACGCAAAACCCCAUUUCUAGAUCCCCCUUCCACACAGGAAGACUCCCAGGCGACAAGUGCAUCACAUGGGACGUCAAACAUUGCAAGGACCUCCAGUGCGUCUUCAGUGGACCUCUGGGGCCGCCCGGGCAGUGGCAGGCGGAGCCCCCUGAGGGCCAAGACACCAAUGCUGAAACUAGUUGGCAGCAUGACUGACUUAACCGUCCGACGGAGACAAAGUCCUACCCCCAGCCCCACCUCCACGUCUCCCGUGUCCCCCCUGAGCCGCCUCCACGAUGAUUACUCCCGCCGCCUGCCCUGCUUACAAAGCAACCUGCGACAGCGCCGGCCCUCAGCCACCGCGGCCCAGGCCAACACUUUUGAAAUCUCCACACUGGUUCAUCACCACCCCGAUAACGAUUCGAACCCGAAUGAUGACCCCUUUUCCUCUGAAACCCCAGAGACGGCACAGCAGCGGUCCCCCGGUAACUCUGCUCAGUAUGAGCUGCUGGCUCUUUCCACACCCAGUCAGCAGAUGGUUGAAUCACCACUCCACCAAAGACAGAAUCCACGAGACAAAGAGCAAGCGGGUGGCAGCCUGCAACCAAAUGAGGUGACGACACACCCACAAGGACAAGAAGCACUUCUCUCAGAAGAUAUCUCUCCCUCAGACAGCAGCACACCUCCCGUCAGCCCAGCAUGCCCCCCAGAGUCGCCAGCAUCUCCCACAGAUGCGGCGGCAUCUCCCACAGAAACGCCCUCCGUCAGGCCCAGACGAAGAAGUGGGCGCCAGAGACCCCGGCCCAUCUCGGACUACGCACAGCUGGUUUCCAGGAAGCACUGCAUCCCAGAGGAAGUGUCAGAGCUGCAUAAUGAGGGAAGGACAGCCGACCCGCUGCAGCUUAGAGACUGCAGUGGUAAUGAGAAUGGACACAGCCCUGAGAGCCAUAGCAUGAACGGAGAUGUUCAGAAGCAGCGUCCCGUCUCAGUUAUAGGAGCUGCGGAUAUGUUUCCUCCAGAUGCAGAGCUGAAGGAGGACCGCUUUCCCUCUCCUUUGUCCCGACCACCAAUCCCGUCCCAGCAGGUGCCCCCCUACAGAGGAGUGUCUGCCAGGUUUCGUCCCUCCGUCCUGUCCCAGAGCACCCCCAUCGGACUGGACCGCGUGGGUCGGCGCAAACUCCACCGAGUGCUCAGCGAUGGCGUUUCUGAGUGCUCGGCCACACUUGAAGACAGCGUGAGUGAGGAGGAGGAGGGCAGCUUUGAUGAACUCAGUGACAUCACACCCUACCUCCAGCCGGGGGUGGAGCUGUCUGUGCUCAGCGAGUGGAUAAGCUCCGACCACGCGGUGUAUGCUGAAGCUCUCUGGGACCAUGUGACCAUGGAGGAGAAUCAGCUGGCCUUCAAGGCAGGAGAUGUGAUCCGUGUUUUGGAUGUCUUACAUAAGGACUGGUGGUGGGGCAGGGGGCUUGAGAGGGAAGCCUGGUUCCCCUCCAGCUUUGUGAGGGUUCGUGUGAACCAGGAGGACUCGAGUGCUGAAAGUGUAGAAAGUGUAGCAGACCGGGAAGAUCCAGCUCCAAGAGACACACAGAGCACUCAGCACAAAGAGCAAAUGAGAACAAAUGUGGUUCAGGAAAUCAUGAAUACUGAACGAAUCUACAUCAAACACCUAAAAGACAUCUGUGAGGGUUACAUCCGUCAGUGCCGGAAACAUCCCGACAUGUUCACUGAGGAGCAGCUGAAGACAAUCUUCAGCAACAUAGAAGACAUCUACAAAUUCCAGAGGCAGUUUCUGCGAGACCUAGAGAAGAAGUACAACAAAGAGCAGCCACAUCUCAGUGAAAUAGGCUCCUGCUUUCUCCUGCAGGGAGAGGGCUUCUCAAUCUACUCAGAUUACUGUAACACUCAUCCUGCCGCCUGCGCCGAGCUGCAGCGCCUCAUGAAGAUGGGGAAAUACAAGCAUUUCUUCGAGGCUUGCCGCCUCCUCCAGCAGAUGAUUGACAUUUCCAUCGCUGGUUUUUUACUCACACCUGUCCAGAAGAUUUGUAAAUACCCCUUGCAGCUGGGAGAGCUGCUUAAGUACACACCCAAAGACCACAGUGACCACAUUGGGGUCAGUCAAGCAUAUGAGGCGAUGAAGAAUGUGGCCAGCUUAAUAAAUGAGAGGAAGAGGCGGCUGGAGAGCAUCGACACCAUCGCUCACUGGCAGGUCGCCAUUUUGCACUGGGAGGGGCCGGACGUUCUAGAGCGCAGCUCAGAGCUGAUCCACUCUGGCGAGCUGACCCGAGUUGUCCGGCAAGGCAAAAUGCAGCAGCGCAGCUUCUUCCUGUUUGACCACCAGCUGGUGUACUGCAAAAAAGACGUCCUGCGCAGAGACCUGCUCCACUACCGUGGACGCCUGGACAUGGAUGAGACCGAGGUGGUGGAUGUGGCAGAUGGGCGGGACCCCGACCUGGGCGUGAGUCUGAGGAACGCCCUGCGUCUCCGUAACGCCUCCACGCUGGAGUUUGUGUGCGUUCUGUGCUGUAAGAAGGCCCAGGACAAGCAGAGGUGGUUACAAGCCUUCGCCAAGGAGAGACACAGAGUCAAGGAAGAUCAAGAGAUGGGAAUAGAUAUCAGCGAAGAGCAAAGAAAACAGGCCAUUGUUAAUGCCAGAAGAACCAAACAUGGGAAGAUCAAAACCCUUGGUUACACUGGUUCUGUCCACCAAAACCUUCCACCGCUUCAACAGCGACACAUAACCAUUCCGACCAGCGUGCCCCAGCAGCAGGUCUUUUCAUUGGCCGAGCCCCCAAAACGAAAGCCUUACCAUCUGUUGUACAGCAUCACCCGCAAUGCCUUUUUCAGGAAAUGGUGGCUGAUGAACGAAACCUUAGCCAGGCUGGCCUGUGGUGCUGCGCUGCCCUCGGAAAGCUUCUUCUUUCUGCUGCUCAUCUGUGCUGAAGGAUCCUGUUUCGGAAACCUGUCGACGGAGGACUCAAACGACAUGCUGCGUGCUCACGUCGCUGUUCGGCUGCAGCUCUUCAUAUGA